UAGUUCUGUGAUUAUAGCUACUUUCGUUUUCGAUGCAAACAAGGCGUUUUCUCAAUGGAGCCAGCAAUAAGAACGAUAGUCGACGGAGAAGCCUCGGAGUCUGAUGAUGACGAGGAUUCAGUAGAAAACGAAGAGAAGAAGGAGAAAAAACUGUUAAGUGAGGACCAAGUGAAUGCUGUAUCUAUAUCAGGAGAGGCUUCAGAAUCAGAGGAUGAAGAAAUACCCCCAAUCAAAGUGGACACAAGACAAAGUGGACUGCAAGAUCCACCUCAUUUGACUUCAGCUCCCAAACUUUACUCUAGUAAACCCAAGUAUGACAGCUUACUACAUAAAAAGUUGAGAGAGAAAAAUGCAGGUCUGCGCAGACACCUGGUGGAUUCUGUACAUCAGAUGUAUUUGGCGUCUGCUAAAGAUUUACACAACACAAGUCUUCAGCUUCACAAGUCACAGGCAUUGAUCAUGGAUGUCAAUCAUAACAUGAAGCUACUGACCAACGACCUGUUUCAUCUCGAGGACAAAGUGGACAUUGUAACGUCAUGUCAAAUCUUGCCAGAUAUUAACAUGUGUUCGUCAGUGCAAUAGAUGAAAAGACCAGAGAGAGAGAGAGAGAGAGAGAGGGAGAGAGAG
This is a messenger RNA of Saccostrea cuccullata (small rock oyster), 627 nucleotides long. RefSeq names its product biogenesis of lysosome-related organelles complex 1 subunit 3-like. Gene Ontology annotation, cellular component: BLOC-1 complex. Lineage: Eukaryota; Metazoa; Mollusca; Bivalvia; Ostreida; Ostreidae. Bases 55 to 582 code for a protein of 175 amino acids. The transcript has 6 exons. The record is from RefSeq and is a predicted model, not a curated record.